This is a messenger RNA of Acanthosepion pharaonis, 2409 nucleotides long. Lineage: Eukaryota; Metazoa; Mollusca; Cephalopoda; Sepiida; Sepiidae. The record is from the annotation of a GenBank genome assembly.
AUGCUUUACCAGUUUUUAUGCUUCCUGUCUGACAGUUUGCUUUCUGUUUCAACUGAAAAUAUAGAUACUUGCUUUAUAAGUGUUGUUCAAACGCACGUCGCCAUAUCUGGUAACCUUUCUUUUGCGGUCAGUCUAAUCCUUGCAAUACGCACAGCUUCCAAAAUAUCUACAUUUUAUUGUCUUUCUCGGAUUGUCUUGAUUUCCCUCUUCCUCUUUCUGCAUUGUUUGCUCUCUUUCCCUUGUCUAAUUCGAUCACUCCCUCUCACUCUCUGUUUUUAUAUUGUUUAUUCUUUUUUUCUAUAUCUACCGCGAUGUCUCUCUCCCUCUCUUUCUCCCUCUCUUUCUCUCUUUCUCUCUCUUUCUCCAUUGUUUGUUCUUUUACUCUAUUUUCCUCAAUUACUAUCCUUCUCUCUUUUUGUUUUCUUUCCUCUUUUUCGUUUUUUCACCUUGAUCUCUUUCUCUCUCUCUCUCUCUCUCUCUCUCUCUCUCUAUUGGUUGCUCUCUUUCUUUGUCUACUUUGGUCUCUUUCUCCCUCUCUCUUUCGGUAUCUCUCUCUCUCUCUCUCUCUCUCUGUAUUGGCUGCUCUCUUUCUUUGUCUACUUUGAUCUCUUUCUUCCUCUCUCUUUCGGUAUCUCUCUCUCUCUCUCUCUGUAUUGGUUGCUCUCUUUCUUUGUCUACUUUGGUCUCUUUCUUCCUCUCUCUUUCGGUAUCUCUCUCUUUCUUUCUUUCUCUCUCUCUCUCUCUCUGUAUUGGUUGCUCUCUUUCUUUAUCUACUUUGGUCUCUUUCUUCCUCUCUCUUUCGGUAUCUCUCUUUUCUUUCUUUCUCUCUCUCUCUGUACUGGUUGCUCUCUUUCUUUGUCUACUUUGGUCUCUUUCUUCCUCUCUCUUUCGGUAUCUCCCUCUCUCUCUCUCUCUCUCUCUCUCUCUCUCUCUGUAUUGGUUGCUCUCUUUCUUUGUCUACUUUGGUCUCUUCCUUCCUCUCUCUUUUCGGUAUCUCUCUCUUUCUUUCUUUCUCUCUCUCUGUAUUGGUUGCUCUCUUUCUUUAUCUACUUUGGUCUCUUUCUUCCUCUCUCUUUCGGUAUCUCUCUCUUUCUUUCUUUCUCUCUCUCUCUCUCUGUAUUGGUUGCUCUCUUUCUUUGUCUACUUUGGUCUCUUUCUUCCUCUCUCUUUCGGUAUCUCUCUCUCUCUCUCUCUCUGUAUUGGUUGCUCUCUUUCUUUGUCUACUUUGGUCUCUUUCUUCCUCUCUCGGUAUCUCUCUCUUUCUUUCUUUCUCUCUCUCUCUGUGUACUGGUUGCUCUCUUUCUUUGUCUACUUUGGUUGCUCUCUUUCUUUGUCUACUUUGGUCUCUUUCUUCCUCUCUAUUUCGGUAUCUCUCUCUCUCUCUCUCUCUCUCUGUAUUGUUUGCCCUCUUUCUUUAUCUACUUUGGUCUCUUUCUUCCUCUCUCUUUCGGUAUCUCUCUCUUUCUUUCUUUCUCUCUCUCUCUCUCUGUAUUGGUUGCUCUCUUUCUUUGUCUACUUUGGUCUCUUUCUUCCUCUCUCUUUCGGUAUCUCUCUCUCUCUCUCUCUCUCUCUCUCUCUGUAUUGGUUGCUCUCUUUCUUUGUUUACUUUGGUCUCUUUCUUCCUCUCUCUUUCGGUAUAUCUCUCUUUCUUUCUUUCUCUCUCUCUCUGUGUACUGGUUGCUCUCUUUCUUUGUCUACUUUGGUCUCUUUCUUCCUCUCUCUUUCGGUAUCUCUCUCUUUCUUUCUUUCUCUCUCUCUGUGUAUUGGUUGCUCUCUUUCUUUGUCUACUUUGGUCUCUUUCUUCCUCUCUCUUUCGGUAUAUCUCUCUCUCUCUCUCUGUAUUGGUUGCUCUCUUUCUUUGUCUACUUUGGUCUCUUUCUUCCUCUCUCUUUCGGUAUCUCUCUCUCUCUCUCUCUGUAUUGGUUGCUCUCUUUCUUUGUCUACUUUGGCCUCUUUCUUCCUCUCUCUUUCGGUAUUGCUCUUUUUUCUGUGUUCCUCAAUUACUUACCCCUCUCUCUUUCUGUAUCAUUUCCUCUUUUCUCUGACUACCUUCAUUUUUUUCCUCUGCGUAUUGUUUGCUCCCCCUCUCUAUCUACUUCUAUCACUUUCUUCCUCACUUUUUUCAGUAUUGUUCGCUCUUUUUCUUUGUCAUUCUUAAUUACUUACCCCUCUCUCUUUCUGUAUCUCUUUUUCUCUCUCUAUGGUGAUCUCUUUUUUGGCAUCUCUCUUUUUAUAUUGUUUUCUCUCUUUCUCUGUCUACCGCUUUCCCAUUCUUACCGUUUCUCUUCCCCAAACACUAUUUUAUUCUUCUUUUUCCUCUCUCUUUUGUAUCUCUUUUUAUAUAGAUUGUUUUAUAGUCUCUCACGACAAACCUAUUUCUUUUUCCUUCUUGUUUUUUUUCAUCUAUAG